Molecule: messenger RNA, 2985 nt
Organism: Anguilla rostrata (American eel)
Lineage: Eukaryota; Metazoa; Chordata; Actinopteri; Anguilliformes; Anguillidae
Product: ras-related protein Rab-11B
Exons: 5
Coding region: 138-794 (218 amino acids)
Biological process (GO): regulated exocytosis; constitutive secretory pathway
Cellular component (GO): recycling endosome; Golgi apparatus
Molecular function (GO): GTP binding; GTPase activity
Source: RefSeq, a predicted model, not a curated record
ACGUGCUCUGCCGUUCAGAAGCCGUUUGGUUUCCUGCCGGUUGAAGUGGGAGCGAAGCUGAAACCUUUUGGUUGACAGAAAAUACAUAGGCAGCGAACCAAUUCAGCUAUACUCACAUUCAAAAACGCAUCGUCGAGAUGGGUACCCGGGAUGACGAGUACGAUUAUUUAUUCAAAGUGGUGUUGAUCGGAGACUCUGGCGUGGGGAAGAGUAACCUGCUGUCCCGAUUCACACGGAACGAAUUCAACCUGGAAAGCAAGAGCACCAUCGGCGUGGAGUUCGCCACCCGCAGCAUCCAGGUGGACGGGAAGACUAUAAAGGCUCAGAUCUGGGACACAGCGGGACAGGAGCGCUACAGAGCCAUCACCUCAGCGUACUACCGGGGGGCGGUGGGGGCCCUCCUGGUGUAUGACAUCGCCAAGCACCUGACCUAUGAGAAUGUGGAGCGCUGGCUGAAGGAGCUGCGGGAUCACGCCGACAACAACAUCGUCAUCAUGCUGGUGGGCAACAAGAGCGACCUGCGCCACCUGAGGGCAGUGCCCACCGACGAGGCGCGCGCCUUCGCGGAGAAGAAUAACCUUUCCUUUAUCGAGACCUCAGCGCUGGACUCAACCAACGUAGAAGAGGCUUUCAAAAACAUUCUCACAGAGAUUUACCGCAUCGUGUCACAGAAGCAGAUCGCUGACCGGUCGGCGCACGAUGAGUCUCCAGGCAACAAUGUAGUGGACAUCAGCGUUCCGCCCACCACUGACGGGCAAAGGGGCAACAAACUGCAGUGUUGCCAGAACCUGUGACCCCUGACCCUCGUCAGGAGCCGACCCCUCCCCUCUUCCCCUCUCGUUCCCUCUCACCAUUCAUCUUCGCUUUGCUCCCUUGUUGUGCUGCUGCUGCUUUCUCUUCACCCCUCUGUGUUUUCUGUGGAGAUUCUUCCUCGUCUAUGAAGCUGUAACUUUAUGGCAAACAUUCCUCUCUGUUCUUUUACUGUACCUUUUAUUACUUUUUUCCCAACCUGAACAUUUCCUCUCUCUAUCUUUUUUUGUUUUGUUUUGUUUUGUUUGAAACUGUGACAAGAUUUUACUUAGGCGCUGGGAAGUUGGGCACUGAUCAUGUGACCCGCUCUUGUGGAAGGGAUGGUGAGAGAUCAGUCUGACCCGAGCUGCCGGGGGUGCCUGCUCGCAUUAUCUGGGCUCCCUGUUCUGAGCAGGGCGUGAAAUGAGCCAGAGUGGUAGGGAUCUGAGUAGAAUCAAACAUUGGCUGACUUAGACACGCCUGUCAAAAAAUUGGCAAAUGAAUCAUCUCGUCAGGAUCACAGAGAUACCAAAGGAAGGCUGCGUGCCCUGUAGUCAGUCUCAUCAGAACAGUAAGCUGUCAAAACGACAAGUGGAUGUGACUUUUCUAAAAUAGUGUGCACUGUCUUUUAUUAUGAGUAAUAGUCGCUAGAUAUGCGCCCUUUUACUUUUAAUAAGAGUUCCUAUUUUCUCUGCAGUCUAUUUACAAUAUCUGGAUUUUUACUGCGACAGAAACGGUUGUCCUGUCAAUUAUAUUUCAUAUGCAUCAUCUUUAAAAUAAUGUAAACCACAUGCAUUGAAAAAUGCCUCAUGUUAAACCAACAACUAAAUAAGAUUGUAUUGACAAGUUGGCCUUUAUAAGAAUAGAAAUAAGUCUGGUUUUGCAUAUGGAGAAGCAGUGUCCUAGAAGAAGGGUACAAUCUUCUAGGACAAUAACUAGUACUAUAACUAGUAGAAUCAAGAAAACGUCUCUGUCGGGAUUGGCAGUGCUGCUUAUUUGGGGGAAGACAUGACUUUAGCAAAGCUUUUUAAAUGCCUUAUGUUGUCUCCAACUGGUAGAAAUGCCAUUUUGGAGUGUUCUUGCAAGUAAUUUCCUGUCACACAUCCAACAACUUGAAGCUUCACAGUUAAAUUCAUUUGUUCAUUGUCAAAUACCAAUGAAAUUGCACCAAACUGAAUUUUUCCUUUGAUCGGCAAACAAAUGUUUGAACACUAUUCAUUCUUUAAAGUCCCUGAGCUUCUUACUUAAUAAUACUAAGUUUCACGCCCUGCAAACACUUGUAUAUGUAGAAGUUCAGGUUACAUUGCAAGAUUGUAUCUCCUUUAUUUUGAUCAGCAAAUUAUGGGGUAGUAUAUGGUUGCCCCUUGCUCUUUUGCAUGUUGAUACUCCCUUGUAAAGUAUAUUAGACUCAUGAUUUAAUAUAGCAAUUUUACUAUGGAAGCAAUACCUAUCACGUUAAUGUAUAUAACCUCUUUAAAGAUAGCUACAGUCUCUUAAUUGGUUUACAAGGUCUGAGUUUUUGGCAUGAUCUUCUGAAGAGACAGCUUGUGGCCUUGUUGAAACAUUUCAGAAACCACCAGUAUUCUGGUAUUUCCUAACAGACAACCUGAUCUUGAAAUAGACACUCAAGAAUGCAUAGAAAUGCAAUGCUUAGAAUCUUGUGCAAUUCAUAGAGAAGCUAUGCUUGUACGCAAGAAUAAUCAAAUGUCUUAAAUAUUCUUUCUGGGUCAUAUAAAAAAGUAUAGUUAUGUGGUCCUAAGAACAAAAGCAGUUGAGUAUAUUCAGCCGAUACUGUUAGGCAAUUUAUUACAGCCUAGAUAAAACAUUUCUGAAUGUGAAACUUUUCCUUUUUGUAUGCUUGAUAACACCACUUCCUAACAGAUCUUUUUUCAUGUCAAAGUAUUCCUGGCAUUCAUAGAAAGCUAGUUAUGAGAAUUAGCCAGACCCUUCACCUGCAGAAAUACAGCAUUUGAAAUGAAUACCCUAUUAGUUGAUUUACAGAAAUGAGUUUAAUCAUUUUGUUUUGAAAUGUCCACUUGCAACACUGGAAAAUGAUUUUUAAGUGUGCUUUCUCAUUCACUUCCUGUUUCAGCAGUGGUUUCUAUAUUUUAAGUGCAAUCCACUAUGUAAAUAUAUAUACAUCACUUAAUUUGAGCAUGGUUAAUAUGUAUGGUGGAUAAAUAAGUUGCCAAACAA